Molecule: messenger RNA, 1615 nt
Organism: Hevea brasiliensis (rubber tree)
Lineage: Eukaryota; Viridiplantae; Streptophyta; Magnoliopsida; Malpighiales; Euphorbiaceae
Product: stemmadenine O-acetyltransferase-like
Exons: 2
Coding region: 44-1369 (441 amino acids)
Source: RefSeq, a predicted model, not a curated record
UUCGUAGGAGCAGCUUCUGAUCUUCUUGUUUAACUCCAGAGAAAUGGAGAUUGAAGUAAAGCUGAUCUCAAGAGAACUAAUCAAACCAUCGUCUCCUACACCUAACCACCUUCGCCAUCUCCAACUUUCCUUUCUUGAUCAAAUCCAAGUCCCAGUUGCUAUGCCUUUUGUCCUUUUCUACACUAAAAAUGAAACCACCAAGAACAACUUAGCAAGAUGCAACCAAGCAAAGAAAUCCUUAUCGGAGGCUUUAACCAUUUUCUACCCUCUCGCCGGACGUGUUAAGGGCAACUCCUAUAUUGAUUGCAACGAUGAAGGUGCCCUCUUCGUGGAAGCACAAGCAAAUUGCCAACUCUCAGAAAUUCUUCAAAACCGUAAUCCAAGCGACAACAACAAGUUCCUUCCUCUUCAACCUGAUGAAGCCAAAGAUUUAGCUGCUUUUUUCCAGAUUACUUUCUUCAGGUGUGGUGGAUUAGCCAUUUCAUUCUCUAUGUCACAUAAGCUUGGUGAUGCCUUAUCACAAUUUAUAUUCCUCAACAGCUGGGCUGCUAUUGCUCGUGGAAUAACUGAUAUAAAGAUCCCUCCCUUUGGCUCUGCCACUCUUUUUCCACCCAAGAACGUAUCAGGGUUUGAGCCCAGGAUGGCGAUUAUGAAGGAUAAUAUUGUCACAAAGAGGUUUGUGUUCGAUCUUACGACCCUAGCAGCUCUCAGGGCUAAAUAUACUGAAAACGGCAUCAGCCCUUCACGGGUGGAGGCCUUGGCCAAUUUCAUAUGGAGCCGGUUCAUGGCAGCCACUCAUACAAAAGAAAAGGAUAAUAAACUCCAUAUGAUGCUUCAUGCGGUGAAUCUGCGGCCAAGAAUGGAACCUCCCCUCUCAGAACUGCACUUUGGGAACAUUUGCAGGAUAGCAAUAGCAGAGGCUGAUAUGGAAGCUAAAGACGAUGAGUGUUAUGGAAUUGUGAGGCGGAUAAGAGAAGCCAUAAGAAACGUGAACGUGGAGUAUGUGAAGAAGCUCAAGGCAAGCGAUGGGCACUUGAAUUUCUUGAAGGAGAGGUCAAAGAGUGUGGCUAAAGGCGAGGUGGUUUCUUUUAGCUUCACAAGUUUGUGCAAAUUUCCUGUAUAUGAAGCUGAUUUUGGAUGGGGAAAGCCUGUUUGGGUAGCCUCAGCUCGCUUGAUUUUCAAGAAUCUAGUUAUUUUCCUAGACAAUAAAGAAGGGCAAGGCAUAGAGGCCUGGAUUAACUUGAAGGAAGCAGACAUGGCUAAGUUUGAGAUUGACAAAGAACUUCUUGCACAUGUUUCCUCAACUCCAAAAGAGAAUAGUGAGUUUAUGUUUCCGGCCCUGGAAUUGGAUGCUCGGUCACGAUUAUGAACCAAAUCUGAAUAUAUAUAUUUUUUAAUAUAUAUAUGCGUCAAGUAUAUAUAUAUAUAUAUAUAUAUAUAUAUAUAUAUAUAUAUAUAUUUCUUUUUCUUUUAAUAAGUUCUUAAUUUCUUGGAAGUUUGAACUGUGUGUAUUGUAAUACAAUACAGGAAGACCUUGAGUGAAGUUCAAAAUAAUACAUAUUGUAUCCUUAAUUUUGACAUAAUUAAAUAAUUAAAUUAUUUGUCGUUUUUUUUU